Archocentrus centrarchus (flier cichlid) is the source of this 1963-nucleotide messenger RNA. RefSeq names its product immunoglobulin kappa light chain-like. The record is from RefSeq and is a predicted model, not a curated record. NCBI's taxonomy places the organism in Eukaryota, Metazoa, Chordata, Actinopteri, Cichliformes, Cichlidae. Bases 69 to 950 code for a protein of 293 amino acids. The transcript has 8 exons.
GAAUAAUAACACAUAAGAGACAAUCGUACUGGCGUAUCCUCCAUCACCGGGCUAAUCAGUGACUCCAAAUGCUGCUAACAGUCUGUGAAGCAGGAGGAAGAGGAAGUGAACAUCCAGCUCAAGGAGGAGACAGAGGGCGACAUCACCAAAUGGAACAUUGGCUGUGGAUUAUUCUUGCUGCUCUUUUCUUUGAGUGUAAAGGAGAAGACAAAGUGAUGCAGCCAGCAGGAGAUGUGACUGCUGCUGAAGGAGACACAGUUACACUUGGAUGCACAUAUGAAACAACAGCUUCAUAUUCAUAUCUAUUCUGGUACAAACAAGAAGCGAAGGACUUUCCAAAUUAUGUUUUACAGCGUGGCACUACUGGAACAGCAGAUAAUGCUCCAAAGUUCCCAAAAGACAAAUUUAAUGCUGAGCUCAACAAGACAUCAGUUCCUCUGAAGAUCCAGAAGCUUCAGCUGUCUGACUCUGCUGUGUACUACUGUGCUCUGAGGCCCACUGCUCUAACAUUUGGAAAUCCGAUCCGUCUCACCAUCAAACCUAAAGAUCCUCCAAAAGUAUCCCCGACCCUUUUUGUUCUGACCCCACUGCAGCCUUUGCCAGCUGAUAAGCUGGGUCCAGAGGUCUGUCUGGCCACUGAUUUUUAUCCAAAGGAAGGUGAAAUGAUUAUGAAUGUUAAGGGGGGUCCGGUCAGUGUGAACAUCAGCAACGCCGUUCUGUCCCCAAAGACUAAAACCUACUACUUUAUUGGAUUCAGCAAUGAGACCAUCCACUCCUGCGAGCUGCAAAGAGUGUCUUCAAGUAAUGAAGCUGAUGACCACUGCACCAGCAUCUAUCCAGAAAAAGCAAAGCUCAACUUCUACCUGCUGGUGAUGAAUGGUGUCAGGGUGCUGUUCACCAAAACUUUGGCCUUCAACACCAUCCUGACCAUCAGAGGUUUGAUCUUCUAACUCUGAGCUCCACGCGGCUCCACCUCCUGCACACCGCCGUCCAUCAGCAGGAAGGGGAAGAUAAAAAGCUUCAGCAGAUUCUGGAUCAGAGCUUCACUGUCAGUUUCUUUCUGCUCAUUUUGAUAAAAAGUACAAAGCUCCUGUCAGAGAGACAUUCAGGAAAUGUGCUGUAAAUAUUUGGUCACAAACAUUAAUUUUUUUUAAAAUCUGAUUUUAGGAUCAUUCAAAUUCCAACAAAAUCUAAAAGUCAAAACACACACAGAGAGAAAUUUUUACCCAAAUUGAGAAACAUGACAAUUACUAAUUCACAUUUUGAGUUAUAAUUUUGUUGUAUUUUAGAAAAGUUUGCAUAAAAGUGCAAUAAAUAUUAAUUAGAAACUGAAAAGUCAGUUAAAUGUACAAAAUUAUUCAUAUUUGAAAAAAAAACACACGAAAGACAGAAAAGUAAAAACAUGAACUUUGCUGAGCAAAGACUGAACCUCACUAUGCAAAGUGUCAGGACUUUUCUUAAGUCACAAUUUGGAACUAAAAUUGAAUCAAAAAUGUGUUACAGGACAUGUUUGUUUAAAAGAAAUGGUCUUUAAUUUUUUUACAGGCACAAAAUAUUAAUUUAUGGAACAGAAAAAUGCACUCAUGGCCCCAAAAAGCUGCAUUUACUGAAAGAGAAGUUCACAAAGAAGAAAAGCAUCACAUUCAGUGUAAUCAGUCUUUGUUGAUCUUGUGAGUGUGUGUUGUGUUGUGUACAUUUCCCUGGAGCUUUCUCUUCACUGUGUUUUGUCCUGUCGAGCUGCUGUAAAUAAAACCUGAGUGUGACCUCUGAGGCAUCUGUAACACCCUCAGUGUGUCUGCAUCACAGCUGUUUUCACAUAUAUUAAGUGAUUUUGUGUAUUAGUUCUUGUAGUUUACAAUAACAGUUAUUCAUCUUUAUGUCUUUACAUUUUAUUCUCCUCUUAAAAUUUCAUUUUAGCCACUUUCCUUGUUUCCACAUUGAAACAUUGUUUGCCUCUAAUAAA